UACGUGUAAGCCACAUAGGAAAAAAGUCCCACCGUUGAUCUAAAGCCACGUAUAAUCAUAUCAAUAGUACAUUCAAACAAAUGGACCCCACAUUUCACUUUCUCUCUCCUCCAAAUUUUCCCCUGUUUAUUAAAUCCCCUAUUAAAUUUUCUCUCACUCCCUUAACUUCCUCUCAUCUCACUCUCUCUCCUCUCAAUCUCUCUCCUUUACAACCACCGUCUCAACCACCGCAUUUCACCGGCGCUGCCGCAUUCUCCCCCACUUUUCCCGAAAAUACCCUUCUUCAACUUACCCUUUCAUCUUCACUUCUUACUCUGUUCUAACUCUGAAAUUUCCCAACUUCUGAAAAAAAGCUCUUUUAGUAAUUAACCUCCAUUUCCCACCCUUUUUUGUAGGGUUUCUUACUCAAAAUCUGAGUUUUUUUUCUUCAUUUUUAGCUUGUUUAACCCUUUGAAUAAUCUGCAUUUAUCCGUUUGAUAGAUUAUUUACUGGGUUCCACUUUUUCCGUUUGUUUUAUAGCCGUUACACUUUCAGUUCAGCACAAAACCAGCAGAAAAAGUGAGGAAAUUUUGGGAGUUUUUUUCUUGAAUUUGUUAAUGAUUUUUCUGGGGUUUUUAAAGCUCAUUAAAUUAUGAAAUGGGUGUCUUGUUUUUUUCAAUUUUAAGCUGAAAAUCUUGUUUUUGAGCUGGGGUUGUGAAGAAUGAGGAAGCUAGUUUGUUUAAUAAUCCUGAUAAUUUUGGGAUGGUUCCCAAUUUGUAAGGGUGCACCAUCUUUAAGCCCUUCAUUGAAUGAUGAUGUGUUGGGAUUAAUUGUAUUCAAAGCAGACAUUAAAGACCCAAAUGGAAAAUUAGCUUCAUGGAAUGAAGAUGAUGAUAGUCCAUGUUAUUGGGGAGGUAUUAAAUGUAACCCUAGAUCCAACCGUGUUUCUGAGCUCAAUCUAGACGGGUUUUCGCUUUCGGGUAAGCUCGGUCGAGGCUUACUGCAGCUCCAAGCACUCCGGAAGCUUUCGCUGUCGAAGAACAACCUCACUGGGAGUCUCAGCCCUGCAUUGGUGAGGCUUUCUAACUUGAGAAUACUUGAUUUGAGUGAAAAUGGAUUUUCUGGUGUAUUGCCUCUUGAUUUCUUUAGACAAUGUGGACCUUUGAGAACUGUUAAUUUAGCUAAUAACAAGUUUUCAGGGCAGAUCCCUGAUAGUUUGAGCUCAUGUGUUGGAAUUUCUGUGCUUAAUUUGUCUGCUAAUCAGUUUUCUGGGGCUUUACCUGCUGGGAUUUGGGGUUUGCAAGGGUUAAGGUCACUUGAUCUGUCUUAUAAUCAGCUGAGUCAUGAAAUUCCAAAGGGAAUGGAUGGUUUGGCUAACCUGAGAACCAUUAAUCUGAGUCGAAACCGACUUUCCGGGCGAUUGCUGGGUGAAAUUGGAGGGUGCUCAUUGUUGAAAUCACUUGAUUUUAGUGGGAAUUUGUUUUCUGGGAACCUGCCAAAGUCAUUGCUGAACUUGAGUUUUAUUGGGUAUCUUAAUUUGGGAGAGAAUUCAUUUGUGGGUCAGGUUCCUGAAUGGGUUGGAGGGUUGAAAGGGCUUGAAAAUCUGGAUCUUUCAGCUAAUAACUUCUCUGGUGUUUUGCCAACUUCUGUGGGAAAUCUUAGGUCUUUGAAGGUGUUAAAUAUGUCAAUGAAUUCUUUGAGUGGUAGCUUACCUGAAUCUAUGGCUAGUUGUUUAAGCCUUCAAAUCAUAGAUUUUAGGCAGAAUUUGUUGACCGGUGAUCUACCUAAGUGGAUUUUUAAGGUUGCUUUGCAAGAAAUACUGCUCUCAGAAAAUAAUUUUGGUGGAACAAUGGAUGAUUCUUUCGCUUCAGCGGAAGAAGCCUCGCAUCAAAGCCUCGAGGUAUUGGAUUUGUCCAAUAAUGUGUUAACUGGGGCAAUUCCAUCAGCACUUGUUAAUUUCAGCAGCUUGGCAUUCUUGAAUCUGUCUAAGAACUCUUUGACGGGUCCUAUUCCCAGAAAUGUUGGGGAACUAAAAGCAUUGAAUGUUCUUGAUUUGAGCGAAAACAAGCUGAAUGGGAGCAUUCCUACCGAAAUUGGAAAAGCUACUGCUCUGCAAGAAUUGAUACUGGAAAAGAAUUUUAUUAAGGGGAUAAUACCUACUUCAAUUGAGCAUUGUUCUUCACUCUCAGUAUUGAUCUUAUCUCAUAAUAGUCUAGAGGGACCUAUACCUCUUGCUCUAUCAAAACUUGCUGACCUACAAACUGUGGACCUUUCUUCCAAUGAUUUAAGUGGAAGUAUGCCAAAACAACUAGCUAAUCUUCAACAUCUCGUUUCCUUCAAUGUUUCCCACAAUAAUCUACAAGGUGAACUACCUGGUGGUUUCUUUAACACCAUAAACCCCUCCGCUGUCUCAGCCAACCCAUCGCUUUGUGGCUCUGCGACAAAAAAAUCUUGCUCCUCUGUCCUUCCCAAACCCAUUGUUCUUAACCCCAACUCCACCGGUGAUGCCUUCUCUGGCUCUUCUCUAUCUGCUACAUUUGGUCACAAGAAAAACCUCCUGAGUAUCUCCUCCCUCAUUGCUAUCGGAGCUGCUGCAGUAAUUGUAAUCGGUGUGAUUGCCAUCACAGUUCUUAACCUAAGUGUUAGAGCCUCAGCAUCUCGCUCUGCUGCUGCCCUUGCAUUAUCUAAUGGUGAUGGUUUCAGCAGUUCCCCCUCUACAGAUGCAAAUUCUGGUAAGCUGGUCAUAUUUUCAGGAGAGCCUGAUUUCAGCACUGGUACCCACGCUCUACUCAACAAGGAUUGCGAACUUGGCCGUGGUGGGUUUGGGGCUGUCUACCGAACUGUUCUCCAAAAUGGUCGCCCCGUUGCUAUAAAGAAGCUCACUGUUUCAAGUCUUGUCAAGUCCCAAGAAGAUUUUGAGCGAGAGGUGAAGAAGUUGGGGAAAAUCAGGCACCCUAAUCUUGUCACUCUUGAAGGCUAUUAUUGGACUCAAUCACUUCAACUUCUUAUCUAUGAUUUUAUCUCCGGUGGAAGUUUACAUAAGCAUCUCCAUGAAGGAGGAGGUGGGAACUUUCUUUCAUGGAAUGACCGGUUCAAUGUAAUUGUUGGGAUGGCUAAAGGUUUAUCUCACUUGCACCAACUGAAUGUCAUCCACUACAAUCUUAAAUCUAGCAACAUACUCAUAGAUAGCUCAGGUGAGCCUAAAGUAGGUGAUUUUGGAUUAGCGAGAUUGUUGCCCAUGCUGGAUCGGUACAUUUUAAGCAGCAAGAUUCAGAGUGCUCUUGGGUACAUGGCGCCUGAAUUUGCAUGCCGAACUGUAAAAAUUACAGAGAAGUGUGAUGUUUAUGGUUUUGGAGUUUUGGUACUUGAAGUGGUGACUGGAAAAAGACCUGUUGAGUACAUGGAGGAUGACGUGAUCGUUUUGUGUGACAUGGUAAGAGGAGCACUCGAAGAAGGGAAGGUGGAAGAAUGUAUUGAUGAGCGGUUGCAAGGUAGAUUCCCAGCCGAGGAAGCCAUUCCAGUUAUGAAGUUAGGGUUGAUUUGCACAUCACAGGUGCCGUCUAACAGACCUGAUAUGACAGAGGUGGUUAAUAUCUUGGAAUUAAUCAGGUGUCCUUCGGAAGGCCAAGAAGACUCAGGGUAAGUACUAUUAUUCGACAUGCCUAAAUACUAACAUGUCGAACUUACAGUUGAAUUAUCCGGCGAAGAGGAAUCCGGUCUGUGUAUUUGCAUGUAAACAAGCUGGAAGCUGUCGAAAACUAAUUAAUUCUCUCAUUGUUAGUUCAUUUUUUUGGGUCCUUAGCUUCUGCCUUUGUAGUUUCCCACUGUUUGUAAGUAGCGACUAGGAGUAGUUCUUGCCGGAUUCCUCUUCACCGGGUUCAAAUUUGGCAACCCAUUUUGGAUAUCUUUAGGUAGUUCCACCUUCUAUUUAUGUUUGUGAAAUGAAAAUGUAAGAAGUUCAUAUUCUUGGUUGUAUUUUGAUCAGUUCACAAAAUUCGAAAUAUCACCGUCUUCCUAUUGUUUCCAUUUGUGGUAGUCAGAGGUAAAGUCGAAUCUUAGAAGUGUCAGACCGGAUUUUGUUCGGAGUUGCUCAUGUCAUAUUGUUCAUUUAUGUUGUCGGUUUGGUUAAACCCGGAAUAUGAGUAUACCUUAAGUUUGAAUUGGA
Molecule: messenger RNA, 4144 nt
Organism: Chenopodium quinoa (quinoa)
Lineage: Eukaryota; Viridiplantae; Streptophyta; Magnoliopsida; Caryophyllales; Amaranthaceae
Product: probable LRR receptor-like serine/threonine-protein kinase IRK
Exons: 2
Coding region: 701-3622 (973 amino acids)
Biological process (GO): protein phosphorylation
Molecular function (GO): protein kinase activity; ATP binding; protein binding
Source: RefSeq, a predicted model, not a curated record